Polyodon spathula (Mississippi paddlefish) is the source of this 1250-nucleotide messenger RNA. RefSeq names its product 2-oxoglutarate-Fe(II) type oxidoreductase ppzD-like. Gene Ontology annotation, molecular function: dioxygenase activity. NCBI's taxonomy places the organism in Eukaryota, Metazoa, Chordata, Actinopteri, Acipenseriformes, Polyodontidae. The coding region runs from base 86 to 1048 and encodes 320 amino acids. The record is from RefSeq and is a predicted model, not a curated record. The transcript has 8 exons.
GAAGAAAACAGUGCAUGCAAGUUGUGUGCGCGCAAGAAAUAAAUAAGUACAGCAGUGAUAAGUCUGUAGCUUUAACUCCUCUAAGAUGGAUAUUCCAGUGGUUAAUUUUAAAGCCUACAAACUAGGUGAAGAUCAGAUUCUGGAUGAAAGACAGAGUGUUAUGAUUGAAGAGAUAAAACAAGCAUUUAAUGUCACUGGAUUUGUCUACCUGGAAAAUACUGGCAUUGAACAACAUGAGGUGAACAGGGUCAUGGAUGUCUCCAAAAAAUUCUUCCUUUUACCAGAAGAUACAAAGAAGCUGUGUGCUAGGAACAGUGAUCAUGAGAAUUUUAAUGAUGGCUGGGUGUCAGCAGAGAUUGAAAGAUUAAAUCCUUUGCGCCCUGGAGAUCUUAAAGAAGCCUUUAAUAUUUCAGACCUGGACAGUAAACUAAACUGGCCCUCUGAUGCUUCUAUUCCUGAGUUUCAGGAGGUCCUGGACUCGUUCUUCAGAAGAUGUAAAGCACUUGCGCUGAGGGUUCUGGAAGUGACUGCUUUGAGCCUGGGUCUGGAGAGAGAUUUCUUUAUUUCAAAACACAGACUGAUUGGGAGUAAUAAAAAUUGCACCACCCUCAGAACUCUGUAUUACCCACCGCUGCAUAAAUUAACCGUGAAGCCAAAUCAGGUCCGAUGUGGAGAGCAUAGUGAUUAUGGGAGUUUGACCUUGCUGUUUCAAGAUGAGGCUGGAGGUUUAGAGGUAAUGAACAGAUCAGGGCAGUACAUUUCUGUCCCUUGCAUUCCUGGCACUGUGCUUGUAAACAUAGCAGACUUGAUGCAGAGGUGGACCUCUGAUGUGCUGGUGUCAACGUUCCACAGAGUUCUACUGCCCCCUGAUGACAAAAUGAACACCUCAAGACAAUCUAUUGCUUUCUUUGUUCAUCCUGAUGAUGAUGAAAUCAUUUCUUGCUGUGAUGGAUCAAGCAAAUACCCCCCGAUCAAUGCACUUCAGUAUACCAAGGACCGUGCAUACAUCUCUUACAAAGAAGCAAACGUCAGUAAUCUGGCAGUCUAAACCUAGUAAUAAACAUAUCCACAUGCUACUUUUUAUAAACAGUUUUUUGCUUCUUGCUUUUAAAUAAUGUUUACUUCAUGGAUUAUUGUUGACUAACUUGUCUACUUGAGUACGUGUCUGAUAUCACCUCAAAACCAUACAGUUCAGUAUACACUAUCACUUCUCAAAAGUAACUUCUCUGCUUUAUAAACCGUAUGUCAUA